Molecule: messenger RNA, 1988 nt
Organism: Oryctolagus cuniculus (rabbit)
Lineage: Eukaryota; Metazoa; Chordata; Mammalia; Lagomorpha; Leporidae
Gene: LPCAT3
Product: lysophosphatidylcholine acyltransferase 3
Biological process (GO): lipid modification; phosphatidylcholine biosynthetic process
Cellular component (GO): membrane
Molecular function (GO): lysophospholipid acyltransferase activity; 1-acylglycerophosphocholine O-acyltransferase activity
Source: RefSeq, a predicted model, not a curated record
AUGCGCACGCCGUGGGCGGGCCCCGGGCCGGAAUUGGGGGUGAAGCCACAGCGUCUUGCCCACAUUCGGGGCGCGCGGAGCUGGGGGUCCCCGGGGGGCGCCCGCAGUUAAGAUGGCGUCCGCAGCGGAGGGGGACGUGGGGACGGUGGUGGAGCCGAUGAGGGAGCUGCGGUCGGGUUUCGAGGAGCUGAGCCUUAACAAGUUGGCGACGUCCCUGGGCGCGUCAGAACAGGCGCUGCGGCUCAUCAUCUCCAUCUUUCUGGGUUACCCCCUCGCUCUGUGUUACCGGCAUUACCUUUUCCACAAGGACACCUACCUCAUCCAUCUCUUCCAUGCCUUCACCGGCCUCUCCAUCGCUUAUUUUAACUUCGGAUACCAGUUCUACCACUCCCUGCUAUGUAUUGUGCUUCAGUUCCUCAUCCUGCGCCUCAUGGGCCGCACCAUCACUGCCGUCCUCACCACCUUUUGCGUCCAGAUGGCCUACCUUCUCGCUGGGUAUUAUUACACAGCCACCGGCAACUACGACAUCAAGUGGACAAUGCCACACUGCGUUCUGACCUUGAAGCUGAUUGGUCUGGCUAUUGACUACUUUGACGGAGGGAAGUCGCAGAACUCCUUGUCCUCUGAGCAACAGAAAUAUGCCAUACGGGGUGUCCCUUCCCUGCUGGAAGUUGCUGGUUUCUCCUACUUCUAUGGGGCCUUCUUGGUAGGGCCCCAGUUCUCAAUGAACCACUACAUGAAGCUGGUGCAGGGACAGCUGACUGACAUACCAGGGAAGAUACCAAACAGCACCAUACCUGCUCUCAAGCGCCUGAGUCUGGGCCUUGUCUACCUGGUGGGCUACACUCUGCUCAGCCCCCACAUCACAGAAGACUAUCUCCUCACUGAAGACUAUGAAAACCACCCUUUCUGGUUCCGCUGCAUGUACAUGCUGGUCUGGGGCAAGUUCGUGCUGUACAAAUACGUCACCUGUUGGCUGGUCACGGAAGGAGUAUGCAUUUUGUCGGGACUGGGCUUCAAUGGCAUAGAAGACGGCAAGGCCAGGUGGGACGCCUGUGCUAACAUGAAGGUGUGGCUCUUCGAAACGACCCCACGCUUCACUGGCACCAUUGCCUCUUUCAACAUCAACACCAACGCCUGGGUGUCCCGUUACUUCUAUAAACGACUCAAGUUCCUUGGAAACAAACAAGUCUCCCAGGGACUCUCCUUGCUAUUCCUGGCCCUUUGGCAUGGCCUACACUCAGGAUACCUGGUCUGCUUCCAGAUGGAAUUCCUCAUUGUUAUUGUGGAAAGACAGGCGGAGAGCCUGAUUAGGGACAGCCCAGCCCUGAGCCACCUGGCCUCCAUCACGCUCCUCCGGCCCUUCUUCUACCUGGUGCAGCAGACCAUCCACUGGCUCUUCAUGGGCUACUCAAUGACGGCCUUCUGCCUCUUCACAUGGGACAAGUGGCUGAAGGUGUACAAAUCCGUCUAUUUUCUCGGCCACGUCUUUUUCCUGAGCCUGCUCUUCAUACUGUCUUAUGUUAACACAGUAAUGGUGCCAAGGAAAGAGAAACUGAAGAAAAUGGAAUAACCUAUUUGCCUGGUGGCCUAGAGCAGGACUGGUGCAGAAACUACUUGUCUCCCUCUCCACAGCACUCCCGCGCCCCCCAGCAGAGACAACAGAAAAGCCAGGGAGCUGGAAGACGCAGUCCUCCCAGCUGUGCCUCUGCCGCCAGCCAAGUCUUCAUCUGGGGCCAAAGGGGAAACUCUUGUGGGAGGAGCAGAGGGGCCCAUGUCCCCCCUCUCGCUCUCCCAUGCACGUUGCCUUAUCUCUUCCCCUCCAGCCAGGAAUCUGUUGUUUCCCUUCUGCCAAUUUACUAUGAUUGUAUAAGUGCCGCGACCGCCACCCCCCCUAUGGGGGGGAGGGGAGGGGCACAAGGCCCUGCCUGCUCCACUUUUUCUACCUUGAACUGUACCAGAUAAAAUCACUUCUGUUCGGUUUUUCA